AUAAAAUAUACACCUGGAAAGCGGAAGUCUUGUCAAAACGAAACAAGGAUUACAGUUGUCAGACAGGUGAAGGACACUCUCUCGCGCCCUGUGUUCAAAUCAUCGGCACCAACUCAGUUCCAAGUUUCGCAAUGUCCUGUGAGAGCCGAGAAUCUGGAUAUGUGGACAACUGGCAGUCAGGGAAGACUGUCACAGAGUGUAAUCUGCGCAUGCUCGACACGGAAGACUUCUGUGACGUCACUUUCUUAUUGGGGUCAGAGAAACAGGUGGUCCGAGCUCACCGCUACGUUCUUGUCAGUCGCAGCUGUGUCUUCCAUGCAAUGUUCUGUGGCCCCCUGGCGGAGAAAGGGGAGGUAACCAUUCCUGACAUUGCUGCAGACAUCUUCAAAGAGUUCCUGAGGUAUGUGUACACAGAGAAGACUACUAUCAACGCUGAAACAGUCACAGGACUAAUGUACACCUCCAGGAAGUAUUCUCUGGAUGCAUUGUACGAUCUGUGUGUAACGUUUCUGGAGACGUCCCUGUCAGAAGACAAUGUCUGCCAGAUCCUGGAGCAGUGUCAUGGUUACGGGGAGCUAGACCUGGAACAGAAGGCCCUGAAGAUCCUGACUGAAGGAGGGGAGAGAGUCAUCCAGUCUCCAGGGUUUGUAGAUCUCUGUCCUUGUUGUCUGGAAAAGUUCCUCAAAUCAAACACUCUGAACCUGAAAGAGUCCGACAUAUUUGAAGCAGUCGUGUCGUGGACAAAGGAGCGGUGCAGGAAGGAAGGUGUGAGUGACACGCCUGAGAACCGACGGAGACUCCUGGGAGAUAUGAGGUAUGAGAUCCGGUUUACCAGCAUCCCCCUGGAGUAUCUGGUGAAGGUUGUCGGCCGAUCUGGUGUGCUGACAAACAGUGAGAGAGUUCAGAUAAUUGACAGAUCUGUUGACUCGACUGUUGAUAUGUCUCCAUUUACAACUGUACAGAGAAAGAAGUCGGGCGUUGCUCAGAUGCAGGAGCUCAAUAUUUAUAAACAUGUAAGCAGAUUUCGAUAUGCGUCAGAUUGUUGGUAUUUUGCUGAUACAAUCAGCAGGCAUGCUAUCUCGUUUUCUGUCACUCACAACAUUCACCUGAAAGGAUUUCAGCUCUACCGUGAAGAGAGUAAUGACGACUUCCUACUGAGUAUAAGGGUGUAUGACCAAAAUAACAUAGUUGUUGCUGAACCCUUAUUGAACACAUGGAUGACUCUUCACAGGAACCAAGAGAUGACUGAUGUCCUAUUUCCCGAGUCUGUACCACUGCAGCCAAGCACAACCUACAGUCUGUGUGUGGACCUACAUCCCGGUAGCUAUUACACUGGGUUUGAUGGAAAGAAGACUGUAACCAGUGAUGGAGUACAGUUCACAUUCUCACACUCCCCACUUGACACUGCAGGAACAUCACCACAGUGUGGAAACAUACCUGGCUUGAUAUUCAGCAUCCCAACAGAGAUGAAGUGUUUGAAAAGAUGGUGAUACUGUCAAUUCUUCCACUCAACCAUGGGAUGAGAUAAUGACCACAACAUUCAGCUAACAUCCUGUGUGCGUUUGUACAGGAUUUGAUGUGAAUACUUUAUUGAAAUUUCAAUUGGAUGUACUUUUAAACAACACUGACAGCUUGUGCAAUUGUAUGUUACGUUCACAUGUUACAUCAUUUUCGUUUCAUAGUUUCUAUAGAUUGACUGUCUGCCUGUGUAAUAAUGCGAUUUACAUAUCAAAUAAUCAAAUAUUGUACUACACACUGAAGUGUUUUAAUGUUUCGAUUGCAGCUUAACACAUCUUCUUACAUCAAGUGAUGCGUGCAUGUCUAAGCGUUACUGUUUUGAAUGUACAAAGAUGUUGCUCCAAGCUGUGUACAGUGAUUAGCCCCUGCCUACAGAAACAAAUACCUUAUUGGGUUGUGUUUCGCCGCCGUCAGACAUUCUUUAUAUAUAGACUCACAACACCAGGUACACUUCCAAAUUUCAUUUUAAUCAUCAUAUUUCAUUAAUUAAAUACAGUUAAGUUAGCGAGAAAAUAAGUCAAUUCUUAACAUUAAGUCCAAAAAUGGCAUACUCGGUUCUCUGCUAACACGGGUUCGUCUAUUCAAAUAAAUAUAAUGUUAGCCAAAAACAUAAUGGGAAUAAGUCAGGCAGGGCAGGGUAACUACGGCAGUCUGUAAUCGUUGUCUCCAAUCGAGGACCUUUACAACUUCAACUGUAACGGAUUUGUUUUCUUCUCUAAUGAUCAGUGUACACACACACACGCAUGCACGCACGCACGCAAACAAAACAAAACAAACAAUCUGUCGACAUUGUUCGUGGCGUUGAUAAAAUAUUUGGCAAUAUAUGAGUUCAAUGCCUUGCUGAACUAUGUCCCAAUCCAGAUAUGCAGAAAAUUAUCAGAUUAUAGAACUUUCUUUGGCAAUAUAUUAAUUCAGUGCCUUGCUGAACUAUGUCCCAAUCCACAUAUGCAGAAAAUUAUCAGAUUAUAGAACUUUCUUUGGCAAUAUAUUAAUUCAGUGCCUUGCUGAACUAUGUUCCAAUCCACAUAUGCAGAAAAUUAUCAGAUUAUAGAACUUUCUUAUUGAUAUUCCACUUUUAAAUUAUUGAUUGUACCUGCAGCUCACAUCAAAAGGAGGAACCAUGGUGAUAGAAAGCCAGCAACUCAUUAAUGUGAUUACUACAUCAAUAUUGACAUUAAGUAUGGGACAUUGCACCUGUAAUUCUGUUUGUGUAACCUGAACAUAUGAUUUGAAUCACCCCCGCUAGAAACAUACUCUCUUUCACUACGCAAGCAAGCUACAUUCAUGUGUUAUUCAAUAAAUCGCAAU
Molecule: messenger RNA, 2826 nt
Organism: Haliotis rufescens (red abalone)
Lineage: Eukaryota; Metazoa; Mollusca; Gastropoda; Lepetellida; Haliotidae
Product: BTB/POZ domain-containing protein 6-like
Exons: 3
Coding region: 132-1490 (452 amino acids)
Biological process (GO): neurogenesis
Cellular component (GO): cytosol
Molecular function (GO): protein binding
Source: RefSeq, a predicted model, not a curated record